UUAUUAGUUGUAACCAUAGAACCGUUACAAGUUAUUUAUAAAAUUAAAUAAUUAAUUUUUGCUUUAUUUUAUACCGAAUUUUUUCCUUCAAAAAAGUUUUUUUAUGUUGCUUAUUUGUAUUCUAAUUUUUUUCCAUUUUUAAUUGAAGCGACAAUUGAAAUCAUUAUUUUCUAACCUGCAAACAUUUUGAAAAAUAGAGUUUAGAAAAACUGAUAGUUUUAAAAAUAUGUCAGAAAGACAAAAAGUUUUAUUAUGCGGGGAUGUGGAGGGUCACUUCAAAUUUCUUUUCUCAAAAGUAGAGGCUAUUAACAAGCAAAGUGGUCCAUUUGAUUUUCUACUUUGCGUUGGUAACUUUUUUGGCCAAAACAACAAAGAAUUAGAACCUUACAAAGAUGGAUCCAAAACGAUAUCUGUACCUACAUAUAUUCUUGGUCCAAAUAAAAAAGAACAUAUAAAGUAUUAUCCAAAUGAAAAUGGCUGUGAAAUUUGUACAAAUCUCACUUACUUAGGUAAUUAUGGAUUGUACACGUCAAGUUUAGGUUUAAAAAUAGUUUAUCUCAGUGGAGUUCAAAAGAGUCCUGAUAUACCGAAAGAAUGUUUAUUUGAUGAUAAAGCUGUAACAGCUGUUAGGAAUGCUUGUUUGAAAGGAAGUCCAGCUUUUCGAGGCGUUGAUAUUUUAUUAACGUCACAAUGGCCAGAAGGUAUAACUAACAGUAUAGAAAACAAACCAAAAUUUGAAUACAAAGGAUCUUCAUUAAUCUCAUGGUUAGCUACUCAUGUGAAGCCAAGAUAUCAUGUAUGUGGAAUGGAAAAUAUUCAUUAUGAAAGACCACCAUACAGAAAUCAAAAUGAAAGUCAAGAUGGUAUUGACAUAGCAACCAGAUUCAUAGGGCUUGCAAAAGUAGGAAAUGCUGAAAAGAAAAAAUACCUUUAUGCCUUAAAUUUAACUCCAGUGAAUAACAUUAGGAUGUCAGAGUUAAUACAAAAGACAACAGAUGAAACUCCAAGUCCAUAUCCAAGAUUUAUGUUGCAAACUAAUCCAAACAAAAAGAAAGAAGGUACGUCUCAGUUCUUUUAUGAUAUGGAAUCUAGAGGUGACAAGAAAAAAGCGAAACGUCCAAGAAUAGAGUUUGAUCAGAACAAAUGCUGGUUUUGUUUAACAAGUGAGGAUGUUGCAAAACACUUAGUUAUAUCUAUUGGCAAAGAAGUAUACUUAGCUUUAGCAAAAGGUGGUAUUGUUGAUGAUCACUUUUUAAUUACACCUAUUAGGCAUCAUCAAAGUUUAUCAACUUUGCCAGAAGAAGUGAAACAAGAAGUGAAUAUUUAUAAGGAGUCCUUGAAAAAAUUCUUCGAACCAAGUGAUCGAGUAGUAGUAUUUUUUGAAAGAAAUUUUAAGACAUCGCAUUGUCAACUGCAAGCAGUUCCUAUUCAUAAGAAUCAAGCUCCAGCUUUGAAACAAACAUUCCAAGAAAUUGCAAGUGUUUAUCAUAUUCAGAUGAAAGAAUUAGAUAUUAAUCUUCAUGAAAUAGCUCCACCAGGAACACUGUACUUUUAUGUUGAACUCCCAGACGGAGAAAAACUUUUUUACAAAAUAAAAAAGGACUUUCCACUGCAGUUUGGUAGAGAAGUGCUUUGUUCAGAUAGAAUAUUAGAUGUUCCUGAAAGAUUUGACUGGAGAGAUUGUCAAUUGAGUAAAGAAAAGGAAUUUGCUUUAGCAGAAGAGAUAAAGGCUAAAUUUGAGCCUUUUAGUGUAAAACUAUAAAAU
Molecule: messenger RNA, 1765 nt
Organism: Phymastichus coffea
Lineage: Eukaryota; Metazoa; Arthropoda; Insecta; Hymenoptera; Eulophidae
Product: CWF19-like protein 1
Exons: 4
Coding region: 227-1762 (511 amino acids)
Biological process (GO): mRNA splicing, via spliceosome
Cellular component (GO): post-mRNA release spliceosomal complex
Molecular function (GO): RNA lariat debranching enzyme activator activity
Source: RefSeq, a predicted model, not a curated record